Molecule: messenger RNA, 621 nt
Organism: Ustilago hordei
Lineage: Eukaryota; Fungi; Basidiomycota; Ustilaginomycetes; Ustilaginales; Ustilaginaceae
Exons: 4
Coding region: 1-621 (206 amino acids)
Source: RefSeq, a predicted model, not a curated record
AUGCCGGAAACUAUCAACAAGGCUCUAGAUCCGCUACCAGAUCGCUGGUACUACUUCUUCGGAGUUCUAGAACCGAUCUCAGUGCUAGCCGGAGCAUACUAUGCCCUCAUCCUCCCAGAAAGAUACAACGACGGGCUCAUUCCCCCUUCUUUCCUCCCCGAAUCAUCAGCCCAAUCCUCUCUUCGACAAGCAGGAGUCUUGACCAACUCCACACGAAUGGCUCUGGGUCAGCUUGGCUCGUGCUAUUUGCUGAUCAUGUUGAACUCCGCACUCAUGUUCUAUGCAUUAAGGAAGUUUUUGAGGAGAAAGGGGGAUGAGGUGGUGCUGGAGAGGAUGGUGAGGUAUUUGAUCGUGGUAUUGGGGGUAGCGGAUUGGACACAUAUUGGCUUAACGCUUUGGUUGUUGCCUAAUGGACCGGCGAAGAGGAGUGGGUUGGUUGGGAUGCAGAAGGCUGGUGUAAUGGAAAAAGUUGCGCUUCUGGCUAAACCUGCUUCCUGGAACAGCUUGCUCUUUGGAAACGUGAUCAUUACGUUCACUCUUUUCUGCUUCCGAGUCAUGUGGUGGACAGGAGUCGCAAGAGGAAGCCCACUCAAAGCUGCUAGUCGCUUAAAGACAGCCUAG